AUGGCUACAAAGCUAGGUGUAGAUCCAACAACCUGGGGCUACGCAGGGAAAAAUACGUGCGAGAAGCAGGAAUCGUCGCAAUAUUGCACACGCCCGGAGCAGGGCGGCUGGCACCCCGGCCCCGAGACAUGCGACUACUUCAAGUCCCUCGAGGUGAAGCUGUUUCUCGGAAACGGCAUCUCUGGCUUCGACGGCGCCGGCACCUUUGACGAUCUCGUCAUCGAGUUCGGCAACAGCCACCAGACAAUCCUGGUCCAUCCCUCCAAGGGCGAGGAGUCCACAAAACCAAUCGACCUCGAGAAGGCCUUUGGCUUGAAGCGAGUCAAGGUCGAGGAUGUCAAAUCGUUCAAAGUAUACUCACAUCGAAUAGGCAUCUCCAUCACCGCGACAUGCGACGAGUCGUCGCGAAAGGUCAUCAUAAACAAGUACGACGACAUUUACGACUGGUUCAACCGCUUCGGCGACAUUACAGGAAACGAACCAUCCCACUUCACAGGCAGCAUUGCCGUAAGCGACUGGAAGUGGCAGCACCCCGACGAAAAGACGGACACCAUCGCCGUCAUGCCCAUCGGGCAGUCCAACGCCUGCACCAAGUUCAAGUCGAUGGAGGCGCACCUGGAACUCGGCUCGGGCAUCUCCGCCCUGACCGCCGGCACCAACGACGAGCUGGUGCUCGACUUUAGCAACGAAAUGUUCCCCAAGCACGUCAUCCUGCUCGCCACGGCCCCCUCGCACGGCGACGUCAUCGACAAGACGCUUGACCUCCAGAACGAGUUUGGAAGCUCUCCCGUUUCCGCCCUGGACGUUCGCCAAGUCAUGCUCUACUCGAGGGAGGGUAAAAGCCACUGGGCUGACCCGUGGCAGGUCGCAACUUUUGAACUGAGGGCCAAGUGUGAGGGGUCUUCUAGGAGUGUGGUGGUUACCAAGUGGCGCAAUAUAGACAAGUGGUUUGAUCGAUUUGAGGGACCUUCGGCGCUGAGCGGAGAUUUGGCUCUCAAGGACUGGCACUGGGCGUGA
Metarhizium brunneum ARSEF 3297 is the source of this 1017-nucleotide messenger RNA. The record is from RefSeq and is a predicted model, not a curated record. NCBI's taxonomy places the organism in Eukaryota, Fungi, Ascomycota, Sordariomycetes, Hypocreales, Clavicipitaceae.